AUGGGCCCGUAUGUGCCGCCAGGCCAGUCGCCGCCCUUCGAGGUCGUCGAUGACUUGCACCAUGGCGCGUGGGUGAUAAUCACUGCUGCUAUGGGAUUGGUUGUGUCCCUGGCAUGUUUCUUGAUUCGGGUGUAUGUGCGGCUCAUGCUGAUUCCGCCGUUUGCGCGCGAUGAUUGGGUUCUGUUGGGUGCUACGGCUGUCGCUGUGGUGCAAUCAAGUCUCGUCUUUUAUGCAUGCUCGCGCGGAUUCGGGACUUCUACAUCGUUAUUGAAGGAUGGUCGACUCGAUCAAAUCCAGGCUUUAAUUGCAACAAGCGAUAUCAUCGCGCUGAUAAUCAUCUAUCUCUCCAAAUGCUGUGUCGUGGCGAUCUACCUCCGCCUCACGCCACAGAAACCACAUAACCGCGCAUCUUGGGCAACACUAGCUCUGUGUACUGCCUGGGUUAUCCCGGCUAUAUUCAUUGUCCUAGUCAACUGUGAGCUAAACACUCCCUGGAGGAAUGACAGCGGCCAAUGCCACAACUUGUACAUACGAUGGCAAUUCAUCGCAGCAGUCGACGUUAUAACCGAGCUCCUCCUCUUCCUCCUCGCUGUGAUCCUCCUAAAAGGCCUCUUCAUGUCCGUUCGCCGCAAACUAGCCGUCGGCUUCGCAUUUAUAUUCCGCUUUCCUCUCAUAAUCUUCUCUUUGGUCCACAUCUCAACCCUCCAUACUGCUCUAAACAACGAAGACACAACCCUCGCCGCCGUCGAACCAACAGUUUGGAUGCAAGUCGAGCUCCACUACGCCCUAGUCGCAUGCAGUGUAUUCUGUCUCCGACCCUUUAUGGCAGCCGUCAGCACGAACUACGGUACAGCCGGUGACUCGACGCUGGAAAGUAGCGCGUCAAGAUCAAACGGCACGAAAGAAGGCUCGAAGACCGCGUCUGGGUCUGGGUCAGGCACGAGAUCGAGAUCGGAUACCGCUUCAAGAUCCAUGUCGCAUUCUCGCAUACAGAGAAAAAUAGCAAGUACAGGGUCAUGGCCUCUCGUUACUCCGGUCAUUAGUGGUUCUGGUUCUGGAUUGCGACACUCAGAGACUCAGGGGCCGAGUCAGGGUCCUCCGUUGUGUGUUGAUACCACUCCCCAUGCGCGCGGAGCACUUGGAAAUAAUCGAAGGGAUGGGGAUAGUGGUAGGUCCCCUACCGUGCUUGCGCCAAUGCGUCGGUCGAUGUUCCCACUUAGCCCGCCGCGCAAGAAGCAGAGAUUACAGAAGAUGGAAAAGGGGAAGAAUGGUGUGAGGGCUGGGUCUGUGGGGUCCUUUUCAAUGGCAUCAGAUUUAAUUGAACUUAUGCCAAGGUCGCAUACUAGACAUGCGAGUGUUGCGACCGAGCAAGGGGAUGGGGAGGAUAGAAUGGUUAUCCAUAAGGAGGUUCGGUACUCGAUUCAAUAUGAGGAUGAAGCGGCGCUGAGGAGGCGGGAGGACGAGGAUUUGAAGGUUAAUUCUGUUGAUGUUUCUGCUUAUGUAUAA
Molecule: messenger RNA, 1506 nt
Organism: Penicillium concentricum
Lineage: Eukaryota; Fungi; Ascomycota; Eurotiomycetes; Eurotiales; Aspergillaceae
Exons: 5
Coding region: 1-1506 (501 amino acids)
Source: RefSeq, a predicted model, not a curated record